AUGCAGAAACUCGUCAAGCGAGCCGCCCAGGCCCAGCGCCAGGCCGGCCGCCGGGCGCGACAGCGGGUCGAGCAGGAGGCCAUCGACCACCGGAUGCGCAACCGCCAGGCGCUGCGGAGCGCCGUCUCCGAGGUCAGGCAGAACCUCAAGGACGCGAGGCGGGCGAGACAGGAGGACUGGGAGAUGGGGCCCCUGGCGCCCAAGCGCGACCUGGGCUUCAACAACUACGGCGCCUUCAGGGAGAACGUGCGGCAGGACUGGUCCAACUACGGCCUGCACCAGCCCCCGCCAAAGGUCGUCGAGCAGCGCUGCGCCUGGGCCGGCGGCGUGAAGCAGCUCAACCUCGCGCCGCAGGACCGGGUCGUCAUCCUGGACGGGCCCGACAAGGGCAAAAUCGACAGGAUCAAGGCCGUCCAGGCGGAGAACGGCACCGUCACCCUGGAGACGCACCACAGGGCGCUCGCAGUCGGCAUGUUUGACAGCCCUGCGCGGUCACAAGCGAUGCCCAUAUCCGUCGGUUCGAUCCGGCUCGUCUACCCCAUACGCAACCCCGAGACGGGCGUCACCCGCGACGUCGUCAUCAACCAGCUAAAGGCCGUGCCGCCAAACAUGCAGUCCGAGAACAUGACGCUGGACCGCUGGGAGUACGGCAACAAGUGGGACCGCGUGGUGCCGGGCAUCAACGUGGUGAUCCCCUGGCCCGAGGUCGAGGCGCCCGAGUACGAGGCCAUGCCCGCCGACACGGUCCGCGAGCAGGUCGAGGACCGGACAUUCUACUACGGCCUGCUGGCCCCGCCCAUGCCGGAAAAGGUGGUCGACGAGCUGCGAAACAAGUACUCGAGGUUCCGAACGAGACACGAGCCCUGGUACGUCGAGCAGAAGGAGAUGGAGGAGGAGAUUAUGGCGGGACGGGACGAGGCUCUCCGAUCGAUGCAGACGCCGCUGGAAGAGUUCCACGAGAUGCAGCGGGAGAUUCGCGACUCCCAGGGCGAGCCGGAGCUCAGCGAGGAGAUGCUGGAGAAGCUCGGCCAGAUUAUGGCGCAGAAGAAGGCGGCGGCGCUGGAGCAGGCCGGCGUGUCCGAGGUCCCGGAGGGUACGUCGCCCGCGCCCGGGUCUCAGUGA
Messenger RNA from Purpureocillium lilacinum, 1122 nucleotides. RefSeq lists its product as uncharacterized. Gene Ontology annotation, cellular component: mitochondrion; ribosome. Gene Ontology annotation, molecular function: RNA binding; structural constituent of ribosome. NCBI's taxonomy places the organism in Eukaryota, Fungi, Ascomycota, Sordariomycetes, Hypocreales, Ophiocordycipitaceae. Gene Ontology annotation, biological process: translation. The record is from RefSeq and is a predicted model, not a curated record.